This is a messenger RNA of Phaedon cochleariae (mustard beetle), 1052 nucleotides long. The record is from the annotation of a GenBank genome assembly. Lineage: Eukaryota; Metazoa; Arthropoda; Insecta; Coleoptera; Chrysomelidae.
GGUUAUGUUGUUUUGCUUUGUUGAUGUGUUUUUGUUUUUAAUUUUUCAAAUUCAAAGCCGAAAAGAAAGCAUUGUGGUUGUUGACGUUGUUGUAGUUGAUUAUUAAAAAAGUGUUCUACAACCCAAUAAUGAAAAAUAGCAGUUUUUUCACAAUUGGAUGCCUCAUCCUCCAUAGAAUGUGCCUUGCAGACAUCAACACGUUUUUCCCCCAGAUCAAAGGAGAUUUGACUUUGGUUACAUGGGCACACGCUGUGAACAAUGCAUCUUACUUGAAUUCUAUUUUGAAUAAUGAUGCCAUUAUGAUGAUAGAGGCUGAUAUAGUAUUAGGAACACUAAAUGGAUCUACAGAAAUCAUUCCCAUUAUGGGUCACCCACCCAAUAAUACAUCAGAUCUAUCUCUUGCCCAAUUCAUGGAACGAAUAUCGGAUUUCAAUGCGAAGUCCAACUCUACUUCGAGCAGAAAAGGUGUCAAAUUAGACUUCAAAACAAUCGAGGCGUUCAACAACUCUGUAGCAACGAUCACUGCAAGCAACUCAACGGGAAAAUACCCGCUUUGGAUUAACGCUGAUAUACUGCGUGGACCAACAAACGCCACAGCAGAUCCAGUAAACGCCGAUCAAUUUUUAUCCAUAUCCCAACAAUUCAACAACACCGUCUUAUCAAUUGGUUGGACUACAAGAUUUACCAAUAUCUCGACUGGAUACAGCGAUACCAACAUCGAGGAUAUGAAUAAUACGAUAACAAAAAACAAUGUUACAAAUGAAAUCACGUUUCCAGUUAGAGCUGCCUUGGCAGCAAAUAGCUUACCACAAAUGAAGAAACUGUUGAAUGCGGUUAAUGGCUCCACGCUGACUAUUUGGUCGUCAGAUGAAAAUGAUAAAGUUGAUGUUGCGAGCUUGAAAACACUGAUUGCCGAUGUGGGGCAUACUAAAGUUUAUCUGGAUGUUCCGGAACAUUUGAGGAAACAGAUAUUGUCCAACAGUGGGAAUAGGAUGGCGAUGUCGGCCUUCAUUACGAUAGUAAUAGCUGGUUUAGUUUCAAUGUUUUAUUAA